AUGACGACUCGGCGUUGCGCUAUGUGUAUGGCCGCAGCUGCCCUCACGCUGAUUCUGAACCUUGCGUUGUGGUCGUCGUUGCUCACGGAAGCAGAAAUUGAAAUAGUGACCCACCCUGCGCAUAGUGUUCUUCGAAACACUUGUCUGCCCAGAGCAGGCUUUGGCACCGCUGUUUUAUAUAUGGGGCCAGAUGUGAACGAUUCAUCAAACAGACAGAUUUAUGACGAGGCAAAGAAGAUAACAUUAAAGGUUCUAUACAGGUCGCUCAACGAGGCGUUCACUGUUGAAAAGCUGUCGUCGGGCAGGUUUUCAUAUCCGAAGCCCAGCGGUUUCGGUGAUUGGCAAGUACGCAUAUCCUGGACAAAUCGUGCUUUGAAGCGCAGUGGCUGGUACCUUCCGCCAACCGAUGCUUUGGAGGUUUGUUCUCUGAAUAUAUCAGGCGAAGUCGUAUUCUUCCGAGGCUUUGCCUUCGGAAGUUUUCAAUAUGGUCAUGUUCUCCACGAUUUGCUUCCGGUGCUGGUGUGGAUGAGCGCAUCAUACCCCAGUGCACAGGUUGUGUUGGAGUUGGAUAAGCAAGGGAAAAUUGAGCCGUUUUUAGCGUGGUUCGAUCCAAGCCUACACCGAAGAGCAAUAUUCGUGCAACCUGACGUUGUUGUCUGCGCGGGAGUGCUGUUGGCGGUGGUACCUCAGCGUGGUAUCCAGACCCCACAUGGGCUUCGCAUUCCAGCUUUGUUCAACCACUUGCGGUCGCAUGUUUUGUACGUGCAGCCUUCUCACAACCCAGUUGCAGCCGUGCAUGAAGUGCGGAUACCGGCGACAGCAGGUCACGGGCGUUUGCUCACUCAAGAUCACUCGCGGCAGGUCCUUCAGAUUGCCUCUAGUGCUAUUCAACAGCACAGCAUGCCCCUGGAGAUCGUUGAGUUCAACGGUACUUCAAAUGGUAAAGCUGCGACUUUCCAUGAUCAGUACCGCCUCUUUAACUCGGCCGUUCUGGUUUUCGGCCCUCAUGGGACUGGCUUUUCAAACAUACUGUGGAUGCCCUGUCACGUGCCAGUGGCAGCCAUUGAGUUUGUUUGCGGUGCCCACUCUCUACAUGUUCGCGGAUGUCAGUUGAACAAUGGCAAAGUUCGCUUAGCAACUUACUGGAGUUUGGAAGGCAGUGUUUCGUGGGUAAAGUACUUUCAUGUCUUGGCGCGAGACGCCUCCACAGAGAUGAGUGACUUCAUGCAGGUUGACCUGGAAGGUUUUUCAGCAGCUUUGGAUGCAGCUUUACGUUACAUAGCACGUCCGACGGGCUGA
This is a messenger RNA of Symbiodinium sp. CCMP2592, 1299 nucleotides long. NCBI's taxonomy places the organism in Eukaryota, Dinophyceae, Suessiales, Symbiodiniaceae. The record is from the annotation of a GenBank genome assembly.